Messenger RNA from Acanthosepion pharaonis, 627 nucleotides. NCBI's taxonomy places the organism in Eukaryota, Metazoa, Mollusca, Cephalopoda, Sepiida, Sepiidae. The record is from the annotation of a GenBank genome assembly.
AUGAUGAUGAAGGCGGAAACUGGACAGUCGUGGGCCGCUGGAGAUGAUGAGGACGAAGGCGUAGUAGCGACGACGACGGCGAAUCAGUCGCGGAGGCUGGUCAGUCGUGGGUCCUCUGGAGAUGAUGAGGACGAAUGCGUAGUAGCGACGACGACGGCUACGGCUGCUGCUGCUACUGCUGGCGUAUAUGACGCCUGUAGUGGCUACAACGACUACGGCUACUGCUGCUGCGGCGACAGGGAGUCUUUGCUUACUUUCCUCUCAUCUACUUUUUAUUUAACCACUCUUUUUUCUUCUUCUUCUUCUUCUUUUUCUUCUUCUUCUUCUUUUUCUUCUUUUUCUUCUUCUUUUUCUUCUUCUUCUUCUUCUUUUUCUUCUUCUUCUUUUUCUUCUUUUUCUUCUUCUUUUUCUUCUUCUUUUUUCUUCUUCUUCUUUUUCUUCUUCUUCUUUUUCUUCAAAUUCUUCUUCUUCUUCUUCUUCAAAUUAUUUCUUCUCACGCAUCUUCAUCUUUUACUUCUUCCUCAAAUUCUUACAAUUCUUUUUCAAAUUUCUUCUUCUUCUUCUACUACUACUAAUACUACUACUAAUUCUGCUUCUUUUUCUUCUUCUUCAAAUUCUUUUUUCUAA